UCUAACUGACAUUUCUUUUGAAUUCGGCUAUGGAGAGUGCCUCUGAUGCCAGCUGCUGGCUUGUGAACUUUUACCCUUCUAUUCUUUUUGCUUGAUAACUCGUUAAUGGAACCGCAUGGAUGUUGAGAAAUAAAACAGAAUCCGUUUUCUCUUUAUGCUUUUCUUCUGGGUUUUUUUUUUUUGGUGUGUGUGUGUGUCCGUGCCGUGGAAAAAGAACAGAGUAAAAGAAGCAGCACUUAUUUUUGCAUAAGGAUUGCAUUUACAUACCUGAAGUUAACUGAAUUAAUCCUGGCAUCCAAGAUGGAUCUCAAGUGUGCUCUGGAAGAGUGUUCAAUGGCACUGAACUUAUUUCUAAACAAUAAGUUCUCUGAAGCCCUGGAACUACUUCGUCCAUGGUCUAAAGAUAGUAUGUACCAUGCCCUUGGGUACAGCACGAUUUUAGUAAUGCAAGCUGCUAUGACCUUUGAACAGCAGGAUAUACAAAUGGGAAUUUCUACAAUGAAGGAAGCUUUGCAAACCUGCCAAAGAUUCAGAAAAAGAAACACAGUGGUGGAAUCCUUGUCCAAUCUAGUUUCUAAACAGUCAGCGGAUCAGUUAAGUGAAGAGGAAAUGCAUGCUGAAAUCUGCUAUGCUGAAUGCUUACUACAGAAGGCAGCUCUCACCUUCGUACAGGAUGAAAAUAUGAUCAACUUUAUCAAAGGUGGCCUCAAAAUUAGGACAAGUUACCAAAUAUACAAAGAAUGUCAUCAGGUGCUACAGAUGACUCAGGGGAACAAAAGCAAAAUUGAAACUUAUUACCAGUUUGAAGGUGGAGUGAAACUUGGAAUCGGAGCAUUCAACUUGAUGCUGUCACUUCUACCAGGAAGGAUUCUUCGACUUUUAGAAUUUAUUGGAUUUUCUGGCAAUAGGGAGUUGGGCCUCUGUCAACUACGUGAAGGCGCAUCUGGCAGCAGUUUGAGGGCCAUUCUGUGUACUUUCACCCUGUUGGUUUAUCAUACUUACGUCUCCUUAAUCCUUGGUACAGGGGAAGCUAACCUUCAGGAAGCAGACAGUCUCCUUGAACCCUACCUCCAUAAAUUUCCAAAUGGUUCCAUUAUUCUAUUUUAUGCUGCCAGAAUAGAUAUACUGAAAGGAAAUUUUGAAAAGGCACAAUCGAGGUUCCAAGAAUGCAUAGCAGCCCAGCAAGAGUGGAAACAGAUUCAUCAUCUCUGUUACUGGGAAUUGAUGUGGUGCUACACCUUCCAGCAGAACUGGCUUCAAGCAUAUCGGUAUGCAGACCUGCUCAGCAAAGAGAGCAGGUGGUCUAAGGCAAUAUAUGUAUUCCAGAAAGCAGCAAUUCUAUGUAUGCUUCCAGAGGAUGAUUUGAAAAGGACUGGUGAGGACAUUGUAUCUUUAUUCAGACAAGUGGAUGGUCUAAAACAGAGAAUUGCGGGAAAAUCUAUCCCAACGGAGAAGUUUGCAGUGAGGAAAGCUCGACGCUAUGCAAGUCCUCAACCAGUGAAGCUGAUACUGCCUGCCUUGGAAAUGAUGUACGUUUGGAAUGGCUUUGCAAUUGUGGGCAAAAGAGCAGAUCUCACUGAAAGUUUACUGGUAACAAUUGAAAAAGAAGAAACUGCUCUACAAAAUGAAACUAAUCACAAUGAAUACUAUAUGGAUGAUGUGUGCAUGUUGCAGUUACUGAAAGGCCUCUGCCUGAAACACUUAGGAAGACUCAUGCAAGCUGAACUAUGUUUCAGUAAAGUAAUUCAAAGUGAGAAGCAAAUAAAAUAUGACAGUUAUUUGGUGCCAUUCACCCUGUAUGAAUUGGGUCUCCUGUACAAGCAACAGGAUGAGAGAGAAAAAGCAAUAAGAUACAUCGAAACUGCAAAAAACAACUACAAAGAAUACUCUAUGGAAUCCAGGUUGCACUUCAGAAUCCAUGCAGCCCUUGACAGCUUAAAGGUGUCGCCUGCUUCAACACCUUGAAUGAAGAGGGAUGCUUUUCAUGCAUACAAUACAUACAAUAGCCUACACAAUCUUUUUGCAAUCUUUUUUUUUUAAUCAAGAAACAACCUGAUGAUUGUUUUCUGUCAUCUCUGAUUUGAUGUAUGUCAUUCCUUUAGAAUGUUCUUUUUCUGUAUAGCGCAUACACUAUAUCUACUUGAUACUUUAAAGAAGACCUUAUAUUUUGUUUGAUAAAAAUAAUUUAAUAUUUGACUUGAAUGGGGGAUAUUUUAAAAAAGUGAUGGUGCAAUAAAGUUUUAUGCAAACACUUUAUUUUUUUAUAUGAAACCAGGUGCGGGUUAUGCAGUGGAACUGGUGAUAAUUUCUGCAUUUUGUGAAGGUUUGAUUUUCUGCAGUACACUUGAGACCUUCUUGCCUCUGGGACAAAAAUGCAGUGUCUGCAGAUAACCUUUACCCACAUUUGGCAUACCAUGUUCCAAAAUUUGUGUUCCAGAGGAAAAAAAUAAUCAUCUUCGACUUAAUUUCAUUUUGGGAACAAAAUGAACCCAUCUUAAGUGCACUAUUUUUACACUGUCAGAUAAAGUUAGGCAGGGCUACACGUAUAAUGUCUUUGCAGAUCUGCUUCACUCAAAAUAAGUGAUUACGGGGGAUAUUUUUCAGCUGUAGAACAGCAGGGCUACUAGGGACAUUAAGAGAUUGUGUAUUCUUUUUUUUUUUUUUUUGCCCUAAAAAAAGCGAUCAGCAGUCUUGGGUCAUUCCUGAUAGAUAGAUGUUUAACUUGUUUUUUUAAAAAGCAAGCUUGUACUGAGAGAGGUUUUGUAACUUACACAGGAUGUUUUUCCCAGUGGGAAAAGACUAGGAAAUUUUUCCCGAUGUCAGCCCCAAACUGAUUGCUUCCCGUCUUCUCUGUUACGGGUCUGGAGAAAGGAUUAUUUCCCUUUUUUGAAGCAGUCUAUUAAUAUUUGAAGACUGAUCCCCUUCUUGAUAUUCUCUGUUCUUGGGUUCCAACCCAAAUAAAUAAAUAUUUGUAGAGUUUAUUUAUUUUCCUAAUAAUAUUAGGAAAUAUUAGCUAAAUAAACAUAAUGGGUCUCUAGAAUUGGAAACCUAAUCCAAAGUCUGUUGUCUUCACUGGUCUGGAUUUGUGCCUAUUGUAAAUGCAUAACUAAAUUGUUGCGUAAAAUUAGACACCUUUGGUUUGAAGCUUAGAUACCUGAGAGACUGAGUCACCAAUAAACGCUUAUUUUAAAAUACAUUUUAUUAACUGUAGCUAAAGUAGAAAAGAUAUUUGUUUCUUUAUCAGUAGACAAUAGCGUACGCUACCAACUGACUUCUCUAAUUACUUGCCCAUUCAUACAUAUCUGUUUAUAAGAUGUAGACAGCAAAAAUAAAAUUCUGCAUGUGAUAUUUUCAGACAAUACUUUUAAUACCUUCUUGAGUUUUUUCAUGUUCAGUCGAGGAUUAUUUUGGUUUAAUCUGAUGAUUGGAUUAUAGCAAUCGAAUGGGAACACAUCAUUCUCUUGUGAAAGGCAGUGAAACCAACUGCCAGUAACAAUGCUAUAAUUUGUAUUUCAAAUAGUAAUUCACUCUAUAGAAAAGUUAGAACUGGGACAACAGACUCAGGGUGGAGCAUGAAGUAGUCUCUGAUAUCUCGAUUUUGUGGGGAGUGUCUUACAGUUAGUGUUUUAUGGGUGAGAUUUGGGAUAUCAAAAUCAAAAUAAAGCAAACAAUAACCUUCCUUAGAAUGAUUUUUUUUUUUUUUUAAAGUUUAGUACAGAGUGUUAUGUAGCAGUGUACUUUUUUCAAGGAGAAUGAUACUGGCUGAAGAGAGAGUAAAAGAGAACUUUGUUUUCUUCAGGUAGCCUUCCAAAGUCAACAUUAGCACCCUGUGUAUGUUACAUUUUGUCUCUUUUGGGACCUGCCUUUCUGCACUCAUGCAGGGAACAGGCAUAUCAACGCAAAUUUGUGAUACCCUCUGUAGUGUUUUGAUGCCCUGAGGUCCCCAACAUAAGUACUAUUGACAGCUUGUUGUCUUUUCUGUGCUGCUGUUCCAGACCUGUUUAUUAGAAAGCCUGACUGAUUAAGAUUCUUAGCUUUAUUCUGGAUUUUUUUUUUGCCAACUUACUAGCAGUGGAAAUAUAAACGUGUGAGAGUGAUUUGUAACCCUUCACUUAAGGUAGGUCUCAGUAGAGCUGUAGAGAUGCUUUGUCUUCCAAACACUGCAGAAAAUGCGCGUGUCUCCCCGACACAAUGUGUCAUUGAUGCACUAUUAUUUAGUACAUGAUGUCUAAGUUAAAAGUGAUUUGUGGCUAAGAUUUGGGACAAAAAGUCCAUGGCUUUUUUUUUUUGCCUGCUGUAUACUGUACUGGGCCUUAAAUACAACUCUGAUUUAGUCUUAUGUCUCUUUAUAAUCUUCACCUCGCUUGCUUACGUCCCAUGGGAAUUCUGAAUAAUAUGCUGAAACUUGGAGCAAAGCUGAGCAUUUACACUACGAUGCUGUAAUCUACAUUGACAAUUGCAGGAAUUGCAAUAUAUACAAGAGCAAAGCUAAGUCCUUAGUUUAAGCAAGCAAGGCUAAACUUACAUAGUUAUGUUAUGACAAAAGAUCAUUCUGAUCUUUCUGAUAAUAAAUAUAUAAUUAUAUUUUUUAAGGUGAGGAAUAGUAAAGUAGCCUGGUUAUAAGACAAAGCUUCUCUUUGAUAAAGAAUUGUCUACUUAGAAAAUACUACAAAAAACUUCUUGUCUGUGCAUAUCAUGUUUAGUCUUGGUGAAAGUUCAUUGUAUUAUGGUUUUUAUGUCCUAGCUCACCACUUUUUAACAAAAAUUGAAAGAAAAUACAUAUUAAAAGAAAGCUGAUUGGAUUGUUUUGUAUCUGUUCUGAUACGGAUGGGAGGCAGCUGUAUUUAGGACCUUACGGCCAGAAAAAUGUACAAUAAUCAGAUGAUGUUAUAUUUGUAAAACACCUUGCCAACUAAUGUAUAAAAGAAGUAAUAUCUUGUAACAAAUACGGCUUAGACUUUGCAAUUUUAUUACUGCUCUUAAUGCUUAAUAUCUUUUUGUUUCUGUAUGUUCUUACACUGCAUAGUUCAACAAAGAAUGUUUAUAUUUGAGGUUUAUGGUGCAGUUUUUUUACUUCUAAACUAUUGAGGUGUGCGCAUGUUCAUGUCUGGUACCUGAGUGAAGCCAAGGUCAGAAUAAUGGAGGAUGAGGGAUGAAGAAGUUCAUUCUGAUUUUAAGAGUGUGUAGAAAUCUUCAUUGUGAUGCAUUAGAGUGGAUUCUCACUUCAGAGAGCUACCUUGUGCCGAGUUUGGCACUGUAUUCUACUUGUGCAUAAAGAAAUUUCAGCUGAGAUUUAUCGAAACAGUAUCAACAAAAAAGGCCCAACCUGAAGUUUAAACCAUCUGUCUUGGGAAUAUAGCUCUUCUAUAUAACCGGUCUAGCCUGAGAGGUUGUAAAAAAGCUAUCAAGGUCUAGGAGAGGAUAAAGGGUCUUCUGAAAUGUGGACAGCAAAUGUAAAAUAAACUACUUCAGUCUUAAUUUCUCAGAGAUCAAAUAAUACCUUUGAAUGGUAUAAAAUACAGGAGUGAUUAAUAAUUAACUAAUUCUGUUAUCAGUUAGGUCAUUAAAUUCAAUGAGAAUUAGACUUAAUGUACUGCUAGGAUUCAUUUAAAACCCCAGCAUAUAAAAACAGGGAGAAAACAAUCUUUUUACAUGCGUGCAGGGCUUGGUUUUAGUGACAUUUAGAAAAGUAAAUGUUCAAAGUUAUUUUUUUAAUGUGGCAUGGUAAGCGUUUCUGUAGUUCCAUGUGACUUUACCCUGUGCUUCCCAGCAAAUAGGUCAACUUAAUUACCAUGGUUUGAAUGGUAAGAAUGCUGAUUAUGGUUAUCGUAAGAAUAUAGAUAACUUAGCUUACAGAAAGGCCGAGGAACGGAGAUGCUUCUGUAUGUUUGUUGCUGUCUAUAAGACACUGAUUAAACUAUUAGACAUAACAUAGUCCAGAAUAAAACCUUUGUAUAUAGAUUAGAAUAAGGGAUGAGUCAAGGAUGUGCAUGGAACAGAAAAAGGAAAAGAAGAUACUCCAAAGAAAGAUAUAAGCACAAAAAUAGGAACUACAUCUGCAUUCGUGCAAGUAUUUGGCAGAAGUUAAUGUCACAUUUAUAAGUCUAAGCUAUAGUCAUCUGAGCAGCUCAACACUUGGACUUCCUGUAUUCCAGCCAGGGGAAGAAUAUCAGUGGUGCUGGGAUCUUGGCUUUGUUCGUUCGUCCAUGGGUCUCUUGUUGUUAGUUAGGUUGUUUUUGUUUGUGUCUUGUCUGUUUUGAAAUCCAGUCUUGCCAUUUACUCAUUUUUCUUUUUAUAAAUCCUGUAGACAACUUCAUAGAGAAAUUUAAGCAUUGUGGCUCUGAACUUUGCAGUCUGUAGAAGAGUAACCUGUGGAAAAAAUCAGAGCCUCUGGUUAGCAUAGCAAAUUCAACAUUUAAUGAAUGCAAUAUUAAAUAUUAUACUUUUUGUAGGAGUGUAAGCAUGCAGUUCCAAUCUACGGGGAAGCACAUAUCAGCUAGGUAGGAAUACCUGCCUAGAUUUAGUCACUCAUUUAAAGAGACAGCUUCUUCAAAGGCAUUAGCAGUAGGAGGUGUCUGUUGUCUGUGCCAUGCUUUUAUACCACAAAAGUUGUAGUUAGAAUAUUGAAGUUGAGUAGGCCAGAUUCAAUACCUACCUCAUCUGAAGCCAUAGGAUGAAGAAUACUCAGUGUUAAUGACAUGCCACUGUGUGUGGGAAAACUGCUAAGGUUUUUUCUGAAAUCCCACUUGUGAGGUUAAUAUCCUUAUAUACUUGAGCAUGUAAGUGUGGAUCUCAAAGCUUAAUUUCCUUAUUGUAAAAUGGGUGUAAGAUGAUAUUAAGAUAACGUUUUUUGUGAUGCUUAAAUGACCUGCUCUUACUUCAGUAUCUAAAAUGAGGGUGGAGGGAUAUGUAAAAUUAGGUUAAUGCUACUUAUAUAGCUUAUGUUAGGCUUAACUUGCUUCAGGGCAUUAGGAGAUCUUCAGAAUUAAACUUGAUGUAGAAAAGAGGGCAGUAUGAAUUUAAGUAUGGUUUUAUUUUUAAUACAAUUGUACUCAUGGGGCUAGAACUUACCUCCAGGCAAAAAACAUUGUCUAAGUUAUGCUGAGGUACCGGUAUAAAACUUAAUGUCCACAACACCCAACCCCCCUUCAUCAUAUUACUUAUCUCUCUUUUAAAAAAGGUUCUGUAUUGCAUGCAUUGAUGAACCUACUUAAGCAAUAUUCUACGAAGGAAUCCAGCUGUAGUUUAAAAUUUUUAUGGUUUAGAAUGUGCAUGCUCAAGCUUUACUUUGACAAGAUGCUUGCCUUAAAUCUCUUUAUAAAACCCUACAGUCACAUUAAUAUAAUUGCUUGAAAUCAAUUUGCAUUAGUUCCUGCAUUGGAGGAGUCAAAACUGCCCAUGAUUGUUGACAAUGGGUAAAUGUUAGAUGUUUUUUCACCUACUCUUUAUUGUUUUAUACACUUGGAUAGAAGACAAAUUGAAAAAAAGUUUACACUUGUUUUGUGUAUAAUACAAAUAAAGUUCAAGAUCAGUUUCUUUUCACAA
Molecule: messenger RNA, 7545 nt
Organism: Calidris pugnax (ruff)
Lineage: Eukaryota; Metazoa; Chordata; Aves; Charadriiformes; Scolopacidae
Gene: TTC39B
Product: tetratricopeptide repeat domain 39B
Exons: 18
Coding region: 301-1965 (554 amino acids)
Molecular function (GO): protein binding
Source: RefSeq, a predicted model, not a curated record